Messenger RNA from Salarias fasciatus (jewelled blenny), 3074 nucleotides. RefSeq names its product mitogen-activated protein kinase kinase kinase 7 (gene map3k7). The transcript has 18 exons. The record is from RefSeq and is a predicted model, not a curated record. NCBI's taxonomy places the organism in Eukaryota, Metazoa, Chordata, Actinopteri, Blenniiformes, Blenniidae. Gene Ontology annotation, molecular function: MAP kinase kinase kinase activity; ATP binding; magnesium ion binding. Gene Ontology annotation, biological process: immune response; positive regulation of canonical NF-kappaB signal transduction; JNK cascade. The coding region runs from base 225 to 2030 and encodes 601 amino acids.
CUCACUUCCUGCGAGGAAUAAAAAUACUCUGCUAGCAGAGCAGCUGACGAGCUGCAGAAAGUUAUGGAAGUGGACAGAGGGGGGCUGUUUGCUCGGCUCACCCCCCAGGACUAGGAGAACUCUCCCCCAUGCUCACGGAGCCGGCGCUGGCGGACAGUCAACUGCGAGGAGCCGGGUCGUCGGAGCUGAAACUCCCGUGAAUGACGAGCUGACUCUAGCUAGUGAUGUCUCUAACGUUCCCAUCUGCCGAAAUGCUUGAAACGCCACCUGGAUAUCCGUUUGAGGAGAUCAACUAUGAGGACAUUGAAGUUGAGGAGGUGGUGGGCAGAGGGGCGUUUGGAGUGGUGUGCAAAGCCAAGUGGAAAGGCAAAGACGUCGCGAUCAAGACCAUUGAGAGUGAGUCGGAGAGGAAGGCCUUCAUCGUGGAGCUCCGGCAGCUCUCCAGAGUGAACCACCCCAACAUCGUGAAGCUGUACGGCUCCUGCAACAGUCCGGUCUGCCUGGUGAUGGAGUACGCUGAGGGCGGCUCGCUGUACAACGUGCUGCAUGGCGCUGAGCCGCUCCCCUACUACACUGCCUCCCACGCCAUGAGCUGGUGUUUACAGUGUUCGCAGGGCGUGGCCUACCUCCACGGCAUGAAGCCCAAGGCGCUCAUUCACAGGGACCUCAAGCCCCCCAACCUGCUGCUGGUGGCGGGAGGCACGGUCCUGAAGAUCUGCGACUUCGGAACCGCAUGCGACAUUCAGACCCACAUGACCAACAACAAAGGCAGCGCCGCCUGGAUGGCCCCGGAGGUCUUCGAAGGAAGCAAUUACAGCGAGAAGUGCGACGUCUUCAGCUGGGGGAUCAUCCUCUGGGAGGUGAUCACUCGCAGGAAGCCCUUCGACGAGAUCGGAGGACCGGCUUUCCGCAUCAUGUGGGCCGUGCACAACGGAACAAGACCUCCGUUAAUCAAGAACUUACCGAAGCCCAUCGAGAGUCUGAUGACUCGCUGCUGGUCCAAAGAUCCGUCCCAGCGGCCGUCCAUGGAGGAGAUCGUGAAGAUCAUGACUCAUCUGAUGAAGUACUUCCCGGGAUACGAUGAGCCUCUGCAGUAUCCAUACCAGUAUUUAGACGAGGGACAAAGCAACUCUGCCACCAGUACAGGUUCCUACGUGGACUACACAGCCACCAGCACCAGCAGCAGGAGCGACGCCAACAUGGAGCACAGCGACUCGCAGGGCAGCAACGACACCAUCAAGAUCACGCCUCAGUUCGCGCCUCAUUUCAAGCCAAAGGGAGACCCGCUGAGGACGCUGCCUCUGUCGCGGGGGGGCAGCGUGGAGAGCCUGCCGGGCCGGACGCAGUGCCUGGCCUCGUCCGACAGCAAGCGGAUGAGCGCCGACCUGUCCGAGCUGGAGCCCAAGACGCCGUUCGCCCCGACAGCGCCCCCGUAUAGACGAGGCCACCGUAAAACCGCGUCUUUCGGAACCAUUCUGGAUGUCCCCAAGAUCGUCGUGACAGCCUCCUGUGAGUCUCAGAGACGUCGCUCGGUUCAGGAUCUGCCGGGAAUCUGCAGCGAGUCCGGCCAGGGCAGCAGGAGUAGCAGCCGGUCCUCCAGCCCCAGCGUGAGGAUGAUGCCCCCCGACAAGCCGGGCGGCCGGGGGUACUUCUCCCCGGACGACCCCACAGACACCAACGGCUCGGACAACUCCAUCCCCAUGGCCUACCUGACCCUGGACCACCAGCUGCAGCCCCUCGCCCCCUGUCCCAACUCCAAAGAGUCCAUGGCCGUGUUCGAGCAGCACUGCAAGAUGGCCCAGGAGUACCUGAAGGUGCAGACCGAGAUCGCCCUGCUGAUCCAGAGGAAGAAGGAGCUGAUUGCAGAGCUGGACCAAGACGAGAAGGACCAGCAGAACACGUCCCGUCUGGUGCAGGAGCACAAGAAGCUGCUGGAGGAGAACAAGAGUCUGUCCACGUACUACCAGAAGUGCAAGAAGCAGCUGGAGCUCAUCCGGGUGCAGCAACAGAAGAGGCAGGGAACGUCGUGAUGGAGGCCCGGCCCCCGGCCCCCCCGGCCCCCCCCGCCGCCCGGCCCCCCCGGCCCCCGGCCCCGGCUCCAGCUUCAGAAAGAGACCCGCUCUCUACUGUGUCCCUGCAUGUUGCACUGUCCCCCCGGCGGGACGACGCCGCUCCUCUUGUACAUACAGUUUGCACAUCCUCAUGGCGUCUCCUGUGGCCACAGACCAAACAAUCACUGCUCCCCCCGCCCCGCCCGCCCCGCCCCGCCUGCCCCGCCCCUCAGGGCGGUCCCGGGGCAGAGUCCCUCCUCAGGUCGGUGGGGCCGCCCGGCGUAACGGCUGUCCUCCUCAGAAUGUGAAAGCCGAGCGGAUCCAGAAGCAUCUCGGAUGUGCGUCAGAUGCCUGUUAUGCAAAACCUUCGUCCCUCCUCGAAAUCGAGUAUUUAUGUGUAGCCCCGCCCCCGCAGGAGGAGCCGGCGGUCCGUGGAGACGCUCGGACAGCUUCCAGAGGACGGAGCCGUGGACUCCUUUCUACCUGACUCCAGUAUUGUUAGUUUCUCUGCGUGUCGAUGUCUUUUCUAUGGCUAGCUGACUUUGUACGAUAGCUCUGGGGGCGUGUUGGAUCUGACCCGGGACAGAACCAGGAGGCUGCUCCUCCAUAUUUACUCUGUCUAGUUUGUUUUUAGUUCACAUGUUGCCUUAGAAGUUGCCUGCAUUUUAAGUGCUUGUUUUAUGUGACAUUUAGUGGGGCGAGAAAAGACUUGUAAUGUUGUGGAGCUGAGCGGAGGGAGAGGAGAGGAUGUCACCAGCUGAAGUGUAGACGUCACCUGUACUCAUCCCGUCCUGUCGAUUUGCACAAUCACUUCCUUCCUUCUGAUCAUGAACACGGUUUGAUUCUGGUUUUAGAGGACUUGAGGAGUCCUGCUUUUUAAAGCCCCGCCCCCUCCCUGUCACGCUCCGCCCCCUCCCCGCCACGCCCCGCCCCCCCCCACACCAGGCUGGGAGGAAAUGUUUUCUAAGUUAUUGGGACAGGACGUCAAUACGGCAUUAUGAAAUAAACCCACUGGUGAAUGUG